AUGGAAGUCGACGACAUCCUCCAGGAAUGGACCUGGCGCCAUCCCUUCGACCUAAUCCAUAUGCGCCAGCUAAUAGGCGCCUUCACGCCCGUAGAAUGGGACGGUCUAUUCACGCAGUGUUAUAAAAACCUAAGCCCAGGUGGCUGGAUCGAACAAAUAGAAGGCGAUCCACGAAUCCGCUGCUCAGAUUCCAGCAUGUCGACAGACUCCAGUAUGGUCCAGUUUACGGAAGCCGUGUUCCGCGCCGGACAGAACUGGAAUCAUCCCCUCGAUACACUGGACACCAUGCGCACCGCCAUGGAAAAGGCCGGGUUUGUCGAUAUCCAGGAGAAGACGUAUAGAUGGCCUAUUGGGCCGUGGGCGAGAGACCCUACGCUGAAAGAAGCGGGGAGGUUGCAUUAUCAUCAGUGGACGGCGGGGAUGGAGGGUUGGGGCUUGUAUCUUCUUACUAAGUUUGGGCUUCCGCGGCCGUGGACGAAGGAGGAGGUGUUGGUUUUGUUGGCGAGGGUUAGGAAGGAGUUGCAGGAUCCGCAUGUUCAUAUGUGGCAGUAUGCGUGA
Molecule: messenger RNA, 558 nt
Organism: Penicillium mononematosum
Lineage: Eukaryota; Fungi; Ascomycota; Eurotiomycetes; Eurotiales; Aspergillaceae
Exons: 2
Coding region: 1-558 (185 amino acids)
Source: RefSeq, a predicted model, not a curated record